Glycine soja is the source of this 396-nucleotide messenger RNA. RefSeq names its product VQ motif-containing protein 4-like. The coding region runs from base 1 to 396 and encodes 131 amino acids. The transcript has a single exon. Lineage: Eukaryota; Viridiplantae; Streptophyta; Magnoliopsida; Fabales; Fabaceae. The record is from RefSeq and is a predicted model, not a curated record.
AUGCCACCAGCGAGGAUGAUGAGGACGAGGAUGUUCAGCAAGAAUCCCAACAUCAACCUUCUCAACAACGUCAUCAUUUUGUCAUUCUUGCCAAGGAAACAUCACAAGGUUCUCUCGCCCAGCAUCCUUGACUUCCCUACACUCGUUCUCAGCCCCAUCACGCCCCUCAUACCUAACCCCUUCAAUCGUUCCCAUUUCGUUAAUGAAAAUGGCGCCAUUGUGGUUAUGGAGACUGUUGAAGCAGCUGAAAAGAAAUCCAUGAAGGAGAAAGGGUUUUUCUUGGACCCUUCUCCCGUGUCCACUCCCCAUGACGAAAAGCCUCGCCUUUUGCCCUUCUUCCCCACCACCGCCACUGUCGCCAUGUCCCCAGGUUCUAGUUCUUCUUCCUCUUCCUAA